Molecule: messenger RNA, 4576 nt
Organism: Xyrichtys novacula (pearly razorfish)
Lineage: Eukaryota; Metazoa; Chordata; Actinopteri; Labriformes; Labridae
Source: the annotation of a GenBank genome assembly
AGGUCACCACUUUCAUGACGUAGCAGAAAUAUUACAAAUCUUUACGAGGCAUCGGCGGCUGUGUUUUAGGAUUAUUCAGGAAUGGGUCAUUUAAAUUGUCACAGUCCUCCUUUCUUUCUACCGACCAUUCUCUUAUUGUUAUCCUGUAUAGUCGGGCUCUCACUGGGUACGGAGUUAAGCAUUGUAACAUGUGGAUCAGUCAUUAAACUGUUAAAUUUAAAGCACAAUGUAAGACUACAUUCGCACGACGUACGCUACGGUUCAGGUAAGUUUCUUCUUAUUACAUAGGUAUUAAUCAACAUUUACAUCAUAUUUUUCCUUUAUUACACUUACACUUAAUGUGCCAGAACCUCUUUCUGUUACUAUAACAGUGUUGUGGGAUGAAGACCCUUUUGAUCUGUAUGCACAAAGGUUUCAACCAUAGACUGUAUAUUCAGUCUGCACAACAUCAUUGAUACUUUGAUGUGAUAUUUAAACAUUAAAGAUACAUUCAAGUCAUCAUAAAUAACACCAGUCCUUUAAAUGCAUUUAAUUCCAUAGAAAGAGUUUGGACAGUGUGUAUAACAUUGAUGAUUUACAAAUCAUGAAGCCUUUAUGUAACUGAAACAGUGUAGAGAUAGCAUGUCAGUUGUUGAAACUGAUUUUUGUUUAUACUCACUUUGAAUGUGAUGCCAUCACAGUUAUACCAGGUUCAAUACAGUGCCUGUUCCCCUCUACACAGAUAUAUUUUUAUACUCUGAGCUUUUGACAGGAUUGUUUAAUGUUUGUUCUGUCUGUCACAACUUUUCUGCAACAUAUAAACCUUUUUUUUCUGCUUCAACAUUAGAUUAUUUGUAAUUUCAGAGAAAUAUAGGCUUUGAAUGCGUCACGAAACCAUCAAACUCUAUUUAAAUAAACAUUUUACACAACAACCCAACUCUUAUUCAAAUCUUUAACUGUUUUCAUAAAGUUAAAACCAUAUGAAGAAAUUUUAACAUCAUUGUAGUAAUAAUAAUAAGGAUAAUGCAUCAGAUUUCAUUUAGUGCUUUAUCAGAGACCCUCAAAGCGCUUUACAUUGGAUACAUCAUUCAUUCAUUCAUUCAUUCAGUCACACCCUGGUGGUGGUAAACUACCUCAGUAGUUACAGCUGGCGGAAACGUGGCCUCUCCGACCACCACCACACAACACUCACAAUCAUACACCAGUAGAGAACACACACUGGGAGCAAGGUGGGUUAAGUGUCUUGCCCAAGGACACAACGAACAGACUCGAGAUAGAGGGGAAUCGAACCACCAACCUUCCAGUCAUUGUUCAGCCACUCUACCUCCUCCCCUACAUCACACCAAUUCAGACUUGGAUUAGCAGACACUUGUCGUCUGUAUUGACCUGUGUGUGUUUCGUGUGUGUGUGGAACAGGUAGCGGACAGCAGUCUGUAACUGGGGUGACUGCAGUGGAAGACAGUAACAGCUACUGGAGUGUUCGGGGAACAAGUGACACCUGGUGCCAUCGAGGAACCCCGGUCCAGUGCGGGCAGACAAUCCGUCUCACUCAUGUCAACACAGGCCGUAACUUACACAGUCACUACUUUGCCUCACCACUGUCUUCUAACCAGGUGAGUGGUGUGAGGGUUACACAUUAAAAAAAGAGCUCUGUCCAUUUUUGUGACAGAUUAUUCACAUACAGGGGCAAUAUGAUGUGACAUUUUAUUUUAGAAAACCCAACUCAUUUAGGACUAGUAAUAUCUGAGUAAUUAUUGCAAAGUAUUUGUCUCUCUGAUUUCAGUCCCCCUGGGAUCUUCCAUGUCCUCAACUUGACAGAAAUAAGUUAUUCCAGUUUGUAUUCUCUUCUUCGUUUUCUCUGUGCAUUUUCCUCCUUCCCCAUAGCUAAUUCAAAGGGCUGCACAUUGCUGAAGCAUUGUAGGUACAAAUUCUCAAGGCUCAUAUUGCUGCACAAUAUGGGAAAAGAUUGGUAGAUUGAGCAGUAAACUUUCUACAAGAGGAGUAAAAUGUGAAAUAAAUCAGGUGGCCUAUAUGCCUGACAGUUUGGACUACUUUUGUCCUUAAACUGGCUUAAGAGUCAUUAUUAAUAGAUAUACCAGAAAAUGAAUGUUGAACAAAGGCUUGACAUCAAUCCAGGGAUCCUUUGUGAUUGAGUUUUGUUAAUAAAAGCAAAAUGUAAACAAUUUUACUGACUAAGUACUUCUUCCCUGCACCAUCAUUAAUAACAGUCGUAGAUGUAAAGGCGAAACAAAAACAAGACCUUUCACAUUUACUAAAACUGUGAGCCCUUCAAGCUUGACCUGAGUUGACAGUGGCUUUUACACUUCAGGAAACUAAUAAAGUAUCUUGGAUAACAGCCUUAGACCAAGACAACCCUCUACACUCACAGGAAGGUGUAAAAACUCUGUCACCUCAAAGUGUUAGCAAGUUGUAGGAUGUGAGCUGUGAGAUGACACUAAUAAAUCAGUUGUCAUACUGGUAUACGAUUAAUCCCAAGGACACUGCUUCUUCAACACACCCAGGUGUAAUAGAUGAUGGUACACGGUGUUUUGAACUCAUGGAGAGUAUAAUAGUUGUAGUUGUGGUUCUUCACCCAGUAUGUCUAGUGAAUUCAGUCUAAAACCCUGUCUCGUUAUGGUAGAAGGUAGAAGGUAGAUGACUUGAAAACCUACACUUACUGUAUGCCCAUCCAAAAAUUAGAGGUGGGGUAUGUAAUUCUUGAAAAAGUGUUACUGAUGUUUAGACUCAUCAGAUAGAGUUAAUACAACUUUCAGUGCUCAUCAAGAAGCUCAGUUUAAACACUCAUGGUCAGGGAAUCAACUGUGACGACUAAGAAAGCAGCAGCAGCAGUGUGAUGAAACCUGAGGUGUCUGCUGCCUGAGUUGAUGAGCUGUAGUUCAGGGUUGAGAAAGUUUUUAGUGUCGACGGUGAGUACAGCGGGAAGAGAUGUUCACUGAGAUUGGCGAAAAGUGUUUUGGAGUCUCACACCAGAUUUUUAAUGGACUGGAAAAAUAUCUCUGAAAGCUAUAAAGAAAAAGAAAAGACUUCAUCCUUUCUCCUCUCUUUCUUCUCCUGCUCACUUUUUAUAGGAGGUGAGUGCAUUUGGCGAUGAAGGGGAAGGAGACCAUCUGGACGAGUGGACAGUUCAGUGUGGGGGACCUGUAUGGAAACGUGAGGAGGCAGUGCGUUUCCGCCACAAAGCCACGGAUGCUCUCUUGUCAGUGACGGGCGAACAGUACGGACAGCCGAUCCGCGGUCAGAGGGAAGUUCACGCCAUGUCAAGCCCCAGCCAGCACAGCCUGUGGAAGGUCAUGGAGGGAAUCUUUAUGAAGCCCAGCGAGAGUCCUGCUGGCAGCCGAGACUACACUCACCAGCAUACAGAGUUCUGAGCAGGACUGCUCCUCUCUGCUCCUGUCACAUCAUGCUUUUUUUUCUCUGUACCUUAUUUACAUCUGCACCAGCAGCCUUGCCUUUCUACCCCCCUUUUUUCUCAUUUGUGUCUCUCAUUCGAGCUUGACUGUCAUCAUUUUAGCAGACUCCGCCAAAGUCUGUCAUGAAUCCGGGUACAUUGACUUUGAUAAACCAACCUCUAGCUUUCAGCAUCUUUUAGGAAACACUACUUGAAUUUUCAAAGAUCUAGCAGUGUCACUCAGAGAACCAACACUGCUGAAGCCUGCACAGGUAGAAGAGAAAUGACGGUUUUUUAAAGAGUUGCUUCACAGUUUACAGGAUCAUCUUAAUCAGAUUUGUGACAGGUAGCGUCCUAAAGAGGUGUCCCUCUCCUUCCUCUUUAAUUUAUUUUCAAUAACCGCUAUCAGUUGUUACAUUACAUUGGGCAGAUCUUGCAAAUCAGUACAUCACUGACUGAGCCUUUUUUUUGGAUUUAAAGAAAAAAUGUUACACUUGUGCCUUUAUCCUUUUUAAAUAGUGGAGUUUUAGAGACUUUUGGAAACGUCAUUUUUAAUCUGUUUCAAUGACUGUAAGCUUUACUUGACAAUGGAUAAGCAGUGUUACUUUGGUCUUUUAUGUUAAAUUUGAGACUUGUUCAGUGUUUCAUAAAAUGAUUUCAAACAAACUGACACAAGAAACGGUGCGGAUGUAUUAAUGUAACAUCAUCGAACUGGAAGUUCAUUUAUUGUCAGUGUUUAAAUUCGUUUUCAGCUGGUGCUGGGAGAAAGUGUUUGCAUUCAUGCUGCCUGUGCUCACAUUUGUGUCAGAUUUCCUCAGUGUUCCUGAAGUUCAUAUCAGAAAACAAACAUGCAAUGGAUACCUCAUUAAAUGAUUUUUUAAUGCAUACCAGUGGCAGGUGUUGCUUCUUUAUUCAGUGUUCUGGAUUGUCACGUGUUGCUUCAGUUCACAUGACUCCUGUUAGAGCCGGUCCUGUCUGCAUGAUCACUUGAAAUUAAUCCUGGAAGAAAAAAAAGACUUUUUAAAUUCUGCAUUCACUAUCAACGGGGCCCUUUUUCCCUUUCAUGAUUCAUUUAUUAGUCGAGAGAUGUGAAGUGAACCUCUAAAUUAUGACCUCUUAUUUUCGCCCACAAAGAUGAAACUUAAGGAUUUGUUCAUGUCUGCCCGGACCAUUAAACUUGGCAAAACA